Pleurotus ostreatus (oyster mushroom) is the source of this 1986-nucleotide messenger RNA. RefSeq lists its product as uncharacterized. Gene Ontology annotation, cellular component: mitochondrial inner membrane. The record is from RefSeq and is a predicted model, not a curated record. The transcript is spliced from 8 exons. The coding region runs from base 1 to 1986 and encodes 661 amino acids. NCBI's taxonomy places the organism in Eukaryota, Fungi, Basidiomycota, Agaricomycetes, Agaricales, Pleurotaceae. Gene Ontology annotation, molecular function: ATP binding; ATP hydrolysis activity. Gene Ontology annotation, biological process: mitochondrial respiratory chain complex III assembly; protein insertion into mitochondrial inner membrane from matrix.
AUGCGGACUCGAGGUGGUGCCCCACGAUAUGCAAAUUACCCCCACGUCGCCCCAUCCUCCGCCCAAGUGUCUCAGACAGCAGCUCAGACAAUCGAGAAUGCUGGUCCACUAGGCAAACUACUCUCCCUCCUCAUCAAAUUCCUUGGCCUGGGAUCGGUGCUUUCGUCGCUGCUGCCUGGCCUUGGAGGGAACCAGCUAUCGACGCAAAUUUCGGGCAGUCUCAAGUUGUUCAUGAUCGGUACUAUGGUGGAGUCGGGGAGGCGGUUCUGGCAGUGGGUGUUCACGCGAUUCAACCCUAAGUUCUCGAUUACGGCGCGUUUCUCGGAGGGGGAUCCAAUUCACGAGUGGAUAGUCUUAUUUCUGACUGAUAGAAAAGUAUGGCAUCGUUCGCGAGACUACUUCGUUAGAUACAAGGCUUCUACCCGUAAGUGGGGCGUCACUGUCGGUGCUCCGUCACAGCAACCGCCGGAGGACAAGACGGCGGCCCAUCUUGAAGAAGGCAUCGAGUACGUUCCCAGCUUCGAUACCCCCCAAAUUUUUCGCUGGAAUGGCUACUGGCUUGAGGUUAUGAAGGACACUCCAAAACUCCAAUCCACGCCCCAAGUUUGGACAACCCCGAGACCUGGCUCCGUUGCUGGUCUCUGUUUAAAUAUGUAUACCCUAAAACAAGAUGCUUUGCGGGAUUUUAUCUCCGAGGCCAAGGAACACUACAUCGAGACCAGCAAGCAAAAAGUCAUCGUUCGCUCCAUGGGCGGUGAUGGUGGGAGUCGCAUGGACAUCUGGAAUAGAGUACAAAGCAAAACAUACCGCCCGCUUGAAUCCAUCAUUCUCCCAGAUGGCGUACUUGACACCAUAAUUAAUGACGCGCGCGAUUUUAUCGCUUCAGAAGACUGGUAUGUUCGUGCGGGCAUUCCGUAUCGAAGAGGCUAUCUCUUCUACGGCCCCCCUGGAACGGGUAAAAGUUCGACCGUUUAUGCACUGGCAGGUGAACUUGGACUGGAGAUAUAUACGCUGUCUCUUUCGAACGACAGCAUCAACGAUAACAGUCUUCGCACCUCAGUGGAGCGUAUCCCCAAACGCGGUAUUCUGCUCAUUGAAGAUAUUGACUGCGCGUUUCCCUCGCGCGAGGAUGAGGAGGAGCGUGCUCUGGGCAACGCAUUCCCCUACGGAAAUCCCAAUCCGCCAAAGCGUUCGGCGGUCACUAUGUCUGGCCUGCUGAACGUUCUUGACGGUGUUGACAGUGAGGAGGGUAAGAUCUUCAUGGCAACCACCAACUACGUAGAUAGAUUGGACGCCGCCUUGAUGCGCCCAGGUAGGAUCGAUAUGAAGAUCCAAUACGACCUGGCAAGUCAGAGACAAGCAGCAGCCCUCUUCAACCGCUUCUUCACCUCCCCCGAUGAAGCCCACGCGCCCCCGGGCCUCCCAUACACAGGCACCGGCCACCACCCCCUCGCCGACGAAUUCGCCGCUGCCGUCCCGCCAGAGUUCACCAUCGCCGAGCUCCAAGGCUACCUCCUCUCCUGCAAGACCCGCCCCGAAGCAGCCGUCGCGGGGAUCUCCGCGUGGGUUGCUGCAGAGCGCGCGGAGAGGGCAGCUAGGGAGAAGCGGGAACGCGAGCGGCUGUUAAAGCUGGCCGAGGCCAAGAAAACGAGAGAGGCUGCUGCUGUCGGCGCAUUCGGCCAACAACAUCCGUAUAGCUUGUCGCGCGGGGCCUUCGGGCAGCCCGCUAGGCAAAUGGGCUAUAUGGCAGCUCCCCAGCGUGCUAGCGGGCUGGUUCGUGAAGAAACGGCCCCUCAGCCUCCACAACCUACUGAUGCAGAUAAAGGUAAAGGUAAAGAGACUGCGGAGGGUAGCCAGCCAGGUACGUCCACUGAGAGUGCCCCAGCCAGCUCUGAGUCGGCGGAAGCCAAAGAAGCAGAUAAGGGAGGUAAACCUGCAACCCCUGCUCCGUUGGCUUCCUCCGUGACCACCGAAAAGAGUGAAUAG